AUGAGCUCAUCGUCAGAAGGCAUGGAGGACAUCGAAAGGCUGAAGCCGAAGCGAACUGCACAGCGAGGGCGGAACACAAAAAUAAUCAACGAGGUGAGUUCCGCCCUUCAGAAAACUGACGUAACUGUAGAAGAGCUGACCGUUCUGAUGGAACGAUUAACGGCCAGCAACAAGAGGUUAGAGAAGAUAAAUGAGGAGAUAGAUCCACAAAUACCGAGCGCUGAGAUAGAGGAAGAAUAUUCCGUGAUCGCGGAGUACGAAGAUCAAGCUCUCAGCGCACUUGGUCGACUGAAGUGUGCGAUCAACAAGCUAAAUGCCGGACAUAUAGCGACUGCUGCGCAAAAUGUAACUGAAGCAGGUGAAGAAUCCGGUGCAACUCCUAUGGUGACCAGCAAUAUACGUGCCGAUGCUUCCACAGGCACGGGGGGUAUAAAGCUCCAGAAACUGGACCUAUACAAGUUCGAUGGGGACCUGCUUUCCUGGCAACCGUUCUGGGAGCAGUACUGCAGCGCCGUUCACGAUAACCCGAACUUGUCCCCGUCAGAGAAAUUCCACUAUCUCAGAUCUCGGUUGACGGGACAAGCUGCAGCGGCGGUGUCAGGCCUGCAAACUACAGAAGCCUGUUACAACGACGCAGUUGAGAUUCUGAUGAAACAGUUCGGUGAGAAGAAACAAAUAGAGCAGCUGUACCUAUCUAAACUCCGACUGCUGACUCCCGUCAAGUCAUCGAACGAUGUAAGGAGUUUCAGACGCCACUACGACCACGUACAAGGCAAUAUCCGAGGAGUGAAGGCGCUCGGGGUUAGCCCUCUGACAUAUUCCUCUAUGAUGUGCGACGUGCUCCUAAAGGCCUUGCCGGCGAACAUAGUUGUCGGCUAUCACAGAAGUGCGAAGCCAGCAACGCGGACUUCUUCGGCAUCCUCAGAUGGUUCUGAGGCAAGAUCUGACGACUCGGAAGUGGAGCUUACACAAAUCCUGGAUUAUCUCUGCGUUGAAAUAGAGAGCCGUGAGAUGUGUGGUUUCACUGACGAUAGUGCGAGAGAUACGACCCGAAAGGGAACUGGCGCACGCCCUGCACAAAAGACGGAGGCUAGGAUCCCGGCAGCAGCUGUACUUCACACCAGCACUAAGAUGGCAACACAGUGUUUCUUCUGCAAGUCAUCGACGCAUGCUGCGGAAAACUGUCGGUCAUCCUUCACCAUGCAGGAGAAGAGGAAACGGCUGUCGAGCGACAUGCGGUGUUUUAUAUGCACGCUUAGAGGCCACAGGGCAAGGGACUGUCGUCGACGGAUUACUUGUGCAACCUGUAACGGGCGUCAUGCGACGUCCAUGUGUGACCCUUCUCGGAAGUCCACGGCACAGAAAGACGACAGCGUCGAAAGCGUCCAUCUCUAUGCGUCGAAUGAAGGAAAAACCCGCCACACGGACUGUGAUGUGCUCCUCCAGACAUUCCGUGCUUGGGCUGUGACCGACACGGACUGCGCCUAUUUAAGAGGCGUCAGUCUCCAGUCUCUCAGGAGUCUUCAGCCACCACUAAGCUGCGCGUCGUUUUCGAUGCAUCAUCGCACGCCGGCGGUGCACCUUCUCUGA
Ornithodoros turicata is the source of this 1590-nucleotide messenger RNA. RefSeq lists its product as uncharacterized. NCBI's taxonomy places the organism in Eukaryota, Metazoa, Arthropoda, Arachnida, Ixodida, Argasidae. The coding region runs from base 1 to 1590 and encodes 529 amino acids. The transcript has a single exon. Gene Ontology annotation, molecular function: zinc ion binding; nucleic acid binding. The record is from RefSeq and is a predicted model, not a curated record.